GAUGUCCCGGUUAGAGGAGCUUUCAGCUGUUAAAUCUUGUUCAUUGAAUGCUUAACGACCUUGCCCUGUAGACACAGAUGCCAGCAUCCUUAAAUACACUCUAAACGCCUGAGCUUCAUUGUGCUGAGUUCUUCGAUAUCUUUUGUGGGUCAUUUAAGGACAUAAAGGAGCAUUUGAGGCCAAGUAUCUUGUCUGGGAGCCAACCAGUGAUUUUCAGAUGCUGUCUACCUCAGAUAAACCUACUGAAGAUGAAGCACCCAGUAGGACCUCAUGGACUACCACUCUUGUUUUGACCGUUUGCUCUGCUGCUAUUGGAGGAACUUUCCAGUAUGGCUACAAUCUGUCAAUCAUCAACGCUCCCACCAGCUACAUCCAGACCUUCAUCAAUGACACCUACAUGGAACGGUGGGGUAUUGGCUUGGAUACCCCCCAAGUCACAUUAGUAUGGACUUUCAUUGUAUCUGCCUUCUCUCUGGGUGGAUUGUUUGGAGCCCUGCUUGCUGGACCUAUGGCUGUCCACUUUGGAAGGAAGAAAUCAUUACUUCUCAAUAAUACGUUUAUGGUAGUCGCUACUGUCCUCGUGCUAACAUGUCAAAUGGCUGGAUCCUUCGAGAUGAUCAUACUCGCCCGAUUUCUUGUUGGCAUGAAUUCGGGUGUGAGCAUGAACAUCCAACCCAUGUAUUUUGGUGAGAGCGCCCCCAUGCAUCUAAGAGGAGCCGUUGCGUUUUCAUCUGCUGUUUUCACUGCCUUUGGAAUAUUCCUGGGCCAGGUGAUUGGACUUACCGAGAUUCUUGGCGCGAAAGAGGUUUGGCCUUACUUAUUAGCUAGCAAUGCCGUACCAUCACUCAUCCAAGUUCUAACCCUACCCUGGUUCCCUGAAAGCCCCAGGUACCUCCUCAUCGACAAAGGAGAUCGGGAAUCUUGUGAAAACGCGCUAGUCAGACUCCGUGGCGGAAAACUUCCUACUCUGGAAAUGGAGGAGAUGAUUCAAGAAAAGGAGCAGCUAAAAUCUUCUGCUAUCAACACUAAUUCCAAAGCUAAAACCCCGUGGGCACUCAUCAAGGACAAGGAUCUUCGAACUCAACUCAGAACUGUCAUGGCUGCGAGUAGUGCCAUGAUGCUUUGCGGAAACGACUCCAUCUACUUUUACGCUUACUACAUUUUCCUAGCUGCUGGCAUACCUCCACAGAAAAUCCAAUACGCCACAAUCGGUACUGGCGCAUCUGAAUUUCUCUCUUCAAUCCUCAGUAACUUUUUGAUCGAACGUGCCGGCCGACGCUACCUUCUGAUUGGAGGGUAUAGCCUGAUGUCUUGCUGGAGCUUUAUUUUCACGAUAGCGCUAGUUCUUCAAAGCCAAGGCGUAGCGGGUAUGCCGUAUUUAAGCAUGGUAUGUGUUUUUGCGUAUAUUUUAAGUUUUGGAUUGGGACCAGCUGGAGUUACCGGAGUUUUACCAGCAGAAAUUUUCGACCAGUCAGCUCGACCGGCUGCAUACAUGAUUGCCGGUUCGUUCAUGUGGGCAAGUUUGUUUUUAGUCGGUAUGUUGUUCCCAUUCAUUGUUAACACCUUAGGAGACUAUUGCUUCUUGCCUUUUUUGGUUGUCUGUGUUGUGUCCGCCAUAUUUUUAGGUUGGAUUCUACCGGAAACCAAAGGAAAGACGUUGGCGGAGAUAACUUUGGAAUUUGAUAAGAAGAAUGCAGGAAGUGGAGGAAACAGGCAAAACAAGCUAAUCGACAGCCCUGGCGUAGCGCUGUACCAACCGGCGAAGGCUAGCUCUUUCUCAACGUUGUCACAUGAGGAAGACCCCAUGGUGAAGAGUAGAGAAUGAGAAGUGAAUCAACAAUUCAAACUGAGAAAGUAGGAUUAUGUUACUACGCUAAGAGCUAGGUUGUACUGUUCCCAUAAUUUGAUCUGUUUUUGAAAGUAUAAUGGGAAAAAAGUCAGUAGGAAAGAAAAAGUAUACAGUGUAGCUUUAGAUCAGAGGUGGGCACUUAUUUAGUUUUUAGCAAUUUAGCUUUAGUCCAUGCACGAGGUAAAAUUAUAAAAUAUUUAUUUUAUAAUUCUAAAUGAUCUUAAAUGGGCCAGUCAGAGUCAACCAAAGGGCCAUAUGAGGCCUUGGAGUUGUACAAUGCUGAGGUCAGCUUUAGAUAAAAAAUAUAUAUUUUUGCAUUAUAUUCUUAAACUUGAUUAAUUAUUUAUUUAUCUGAAUGAGCAUGUGCCAACUGAUUGUAAUGUGUUUUUGAGAUUCAGUCAUUCAUUGUUUGUAAGAUUAGCAAGGAUUUGCAUUCAGACAGAUCAACUACCAGUAUACAUCCAGGAGCUAUUAUGUAGCUAUCUGGUGGUGGCACAUCACCUGCAUGAUUUAAAACUGAAGUUAUAACCACACAAGUCUUUCAGGGCAAUAAACACAACCAAAUUAAAUAAUUAGGCUAAAAGGUUACAUACUGUGGCUUUAAGAAUGUAAAUAUUAAGAUUAAAGGUCCUGUAUUACGCAAUAUGGAAGAUUCUUGUGAGCUUAAAAGUAUAAUAUAAUGCUUUUACCUUUGCAAAAACAUACUAGAGUUGUGUUUUGUUUCAUUCACAUAUGUUUGAGUCACAUUUUAUUAUUAGUUUGCAUCUCCAAAGCUCAAAAUGCUCUGUUCCAAUUUGUGAUGUCAUGAAGCUGUAGUUUUCAAGUUAACUGCUCCUUUUACCUUUUCUUCAGUAGAGAUUGUAAAUUCCAGGAUUGAAAUUAUUCAGAAGGUGGAACAGUGAUUUUGUUUGAGAAAGAACUCCUAAAAAUCCUAAAUAUGCAGGGUUUGUAUCUUAAACAUGUAUGAAUGAAACAAAAAAAGACCUCUAUGUUAACACGGAUCAGAAAAUAGCAUAAUAUGACCUUUUUAAGAGUGGCCAGUUUCGUUGGUACCUCCCUCUACCUGUACCACCCAAUAAUAAAAAUCUGUUAAUGAUUGCAAAUUAUAUCUGGUAGCUAUUUUGAAACAACUUCUUCCUGUUGCCUGCCUUAUCUGUAUUUUCAUAUUUCAAAACCAGUCACCCGUCCCUUGAUGUGCACUAAAGCAUUUGCACUAUUUCCUAUUUUCUUAUGGAGUGGAGACUCAAGUGACCUUUUUUCUGACUUUUUGUUGUUAUAGUAAUAAUAUUUAAAAUGGUAAUACUUAAACUGCAAUGUAAAUAAAUUAGAUUGUGCGUUAACAUGUGGCUGGAACUAGAUCAGUUUUCCAAAGAUAAACAAGAAGAUAUAUAGUUACUGCACUGUUCGAUCGCGAUGCUAGAAAAUUUCUUUAUUUUUUUAUAUUUAUUAUAACACAGAAAAUAUUUAUUGAACACUUAAAGGUGCGUUGUGUAAUUUUUCCAACUGAGGGCCCAUCAAAUGCUUUUUCACCAUGGAGAUGUUAUUGCUUUGCCUGGAAUGUUUCACAGUAUGUUUUUUUUUAAAUGGCGUUUUCUGUCUUCAUGGAGACCAAACCAGACCAAGGUCAGAUCUGUGGAGAGGCGACCUCUGUCACGUCAGAAUACCUGUAUUUCUAAGUAUUUUUGAGCUAGAAAACCAUCUAUAAUUGAAUAAAUGUAAGGUAGAGCUGUUUAAUGGCAUACUGUGGAGCAUUUCAGGCAGAGCAAUGACAUAUCCAUAGAAACAAGCAGAUGACAGACCCUUCACCAGAAAAGUUACACAGUGCACCUUUAAAAUGACUUAUGAAAUAUGUCAGCUGUGGAGUUUGACUGAAGUUAUAACUGCACUGAGAUGUGUUGCUCUAUUUCUACAUGUGAUGUUUUCUGUAUAUUUAAAUUAUAUUUUUAGAAUAUUCAUUUAUUCAGUGGCAUUGAGUAUUUUUCCCCCUCUUUUUAGUAACUUGUUGAUAUUAGAACUGAAGAAGAUGAAUGGCAAAAUAUACUGACUUUAAAAGCUUAUGAAAAUUAACCUUUUUUCUACCAUUGUGCUUUUUUUUUUCUUUUUUUGCAUAUGUAAAGGAUUCUAAUGACAUUUUGGAUAUAUCUGUACAUACCUAAAUCAGCUUAAUUGUAUGCAUUUAUGAAAUACUUUCCGUAGCAGACUUGCAAUACAUAAGUAGGCCUUAUUACCUAAUACUAAAAUUUCUAACGAGAUUUCAAUAGGACAAAGGAAAUCGCUACUAAUUCCACUAACACAAGACCUAUACACACUUUUUUAAACAGCAUCUAAAUUUCAACUCUUAAUAGUAGGCCAUAAUUGUUUGACUAAUAUUACUUUGUGGUCAAACAGGUGGAAAUGUGAAAUAUGAAAGAACUGCUACAGUCUGAAAACAAAUAUGCCAGUAAGUCUACAACCAGUAAGCAGUUAGCUAAACAACAGGGACACUGCAGACUACAUCACAUUUAUCACUGAUACAGAUUUUGGGAUCCUUAAAGGUCCUUUAUUAUGUAAAAUUGACUCUUGUGAGCUUUUAGCCAUGUUAGAAUGUGUUUACCUCCUCAAAAACAGAUCUAGAGUUGUGUUUUGUUUCGUUCACACAUG
Molecule: messenger RNA, 4489 nt
Organism: Boleophthalmus pectinirostris (great blue-spotted mudskipper)
Lineage: Eukaryota; Metazoa; Chordata; Actinopteri; Gobiiformes; Gobiidae
Product: solute carrier family 2, facilitated glucose transporter member 11-like
Exons: 1
Coding region: 218-1825 (535 amino acids)
Biological process (GO): monosaccharide transmembrane transport
Cellular component (GO): membrane
Molecular function (GO): hexose transmembrane transporter activity
Source: RefSeq, a predicted model, not a curated record